UAGCUUUGCUCAACAACCCAUUAUUUAUUAUCAGAAUCCAUAUUCGCCAGUACGUAGUAGUGUGUUGGUUUGUUUCGGUUCAAAAAUGUGUGAUGGCGGAAUUCACCAUAUCUGUGAUAUUUGUUUCUCUGCUAUUUUCUCUCUCUUCUCUAACAGUAGAAUCCGAAGGGAACAUUAAUAGCUGUGAUUUGUUUGAUGGGAUUUGGGUGUACGAUGAAUCGUAUCCUCUGUAUGAAUCAUCGGACUGUGAUUUCAUAGAGAAACAGUUUGAUUGUUCUAACAAUGGUCGUCCUGAUAACUUCUAUCUUAAGUAUAGUUGGCAACCCUCGGCCUGCAAAUUACCAAGGUUCCAUGGUGAAGAUUUCUUGGAGAGGAUGAGAGGGAAAAGUAUAAUGUUUGUGGGAGAUUCUCUGAGUUUAAACCAAUGGCAGUCACUCACUUGCAUGCUUCAUAAAUCUGUUCCUCAGUCUCAGUACACCGAUGAUAGGACCGGACUUCUCUCCACCUUCACUUUCCCGGAGUAUGAUGUGAAGGUGGUGAUGAGUCGAAAUGUGUUUCUAGUGGAUGUGGUUGAUGAAAAUGGUGGUCGAGUACUGAAACUGGAUUCCAUACAAGCAGGCCAAUUCUGGAAACAGUUCGAUGUUUUGAUCUUCGAUUCUUGGCAUUGGUGGCUUCAUGCUGGUAGAAGGCAACCAUGGGAUUAUAUUCAAGAGGGAAAUCAAACACUGAAAGACAUGGAUCGUUUAGUAGCGUAUGAGAAAGCAUUGAAGACAUGGGCCAACUGGGUUGACAACAACGUUGAUCCUUCCAAAACUAGGGUUUUCUUUCAAGGUGUUUCUCCAGAUCAUAUGAAUGGAAAGGAUUGGGGAGCAGAAGGAACAAACACAUGUGUGGGAGAAGAGAGGCCAGGAGAGACAUAUGGAGGGGGAUCACACCCAGCAGAGUUGGUAGUACAGAAGGUUCUAGGAGAAAUGUCAAACCGUAAUUUAGUUUAUCUUCUCAAAAUCACCAAUCUCUCUCAACUCCGGAAGGACGGCCACCCGUCAAUCUACGGCUAUGGCGGCCGCCGAGGAAUCGACUGUACCCAUUGGUGCCUCCCCGGUGUUCCUGAUACUUGGAACCAACUCCUAUAUGCUGCUCUAAUCAACCAAGAUUAAUCACCAAAAACAUAAAUGAAUUCAAGUAUAUGAACUCACUAAAUGUUAAUUGAUUCGUGUUGUGACAGAGUUUCCAAUUCUAAACAAGGCGGAUCUUAUCCUACAUGCUGUUGUCUUUUUAUUUUAAGAUUAAUAUUAUUUGACAUUUUGUUUCAUUUAA
This is a messenger RNA of Neltuma alba, 1317 nucleotides long. Its product is annotated as protein trichome birefringence-like 43. NCBI's taxonomy places the organism in Eukaryota, Viridiplantae, Streptophyta, Magnoliopsida, Fabales, Fabaceae. Gene Ontology annotation, cellular component: Golgi apparatus. Gene Ontology annotation, molecular function: O-acetyltransferase activity. The record is from RefSeq and is a predicted model, not a curated record. Bases 93 to 1157 code for a protein of 354 amino acids. The transcript has 5 exons.